This is a messenger RNA of Daldinia caldariorum, 1538 nucleotides long. Its product is annotated as P-loop containing nucleoside triphosphate hydrolase protein. The record is from RefSeq and is a predicted model, not a curated record. Bases 140 to 1213 code for a protein of 357 amino acids. Gene Ontology annotation, molecular function: DNA binding; ATP hydrolysis activity; ATP binding. Gene Ontology annotation, biological process: DNA repair; DNA-templated DNA replication. The transcript has 3 exons. NCBI's taxonomy places the organism in Eukaryota, Fungi, Ascomycota, Sordariomycetes, Xylariales, Hypoxylaceae. Gene Ontology annotation, cellular component: Ctf18 RFC-like complex; Rad17 RFC-like complex; DNA replication factor C complex.
CUUCGAAAUACGCGUUAAUUGAUUUUAAAUUGAUUUUAUAUUGAUUACCUAGAGGUAUUCAUUUCUAAUUCAAUUCACGUCCGGCGUCAUUCCCCAAUUACACCUGCUCUCAUAUAAAUAUAACAACACCAGCAAAACAAUGCCAGCAGCAAAGCCGGAAGAGAGAGGCGAGUCUUCGACCUCAGCUGCUAAGAAGGCUUUAACAGGCGCUUCUAGCAGUAAUGCCACUUACGAGUUGCCCUGGGUAGAAAAAUACAGACCAGUCUUCCUCGACGAUGUAGUAGGAAACACAGAGACUAUCGAACGGCUGAAGAUCAUCGCCAAAGAUGGAAAUAUGCCCCAUGUUAUCAUAUCGGGGAUGCCCGGUAUUGGAAAGACGACAAGCGUGCUGUGUCUAGCCCGCCAACUUCUCGGGGAUUCCUACAAGGAGGCGGUUUUAGAACUUAACGCCAGUGACGAGCGAGGUAUCGAUGUGGUCCGAAACCGAAUCAAGGGCUUCGCGCAGAAGAAAGUCACACUUCCAGCAGGCCGACACAAGAUCGUCAUCCUUGACGAGGCCGACAGCAUGACUUCCGGUGCGCAGCAGGCGCUGCGACGCACGAUGGAAAUCUACUCCAACACGACGCGAUUCGCCUUCGCGUGCAACCAGUCGAACAAGAUCAUCGAGCCGCUGCAGUCGCGAUGCGCGAUCCUACGAUACGGACGGCUCACGGAUGCCCAGGUGGUCAAGAGACUACUUCAAAUCAUCGAGGCGGAGAAAGUACAGUACAGCGACGACGGAUUGGCGGCGCUCGUAUUCAGUGCCGAAGGCGAUAUGCGACAAGCCAUCAACAACCUGCAAAGCACGCAUGCGGGUUUCGGUUUCGUCAGCGGCGACAACGUCUUCAAGGUGGUGGAUAGCCCUCACCCUAUCAAGGUGCAGGCCAUGCUCAAGGCAUGCUACGAGGGCAACAUAGAUAGCGCUCUCGAUACCCUGCGGGAGCUCUGGGACCUCGGAUAUUCCAGCCACGACAUCAUCUCCACCAUGUUCAAGGUCACCAAGACCAUACCCACCCUCAGCGAACACUCGAAGCUCGAGUUCAUCCGCGAGAUCGGUUUCACCCACAUGAAGAUCCUCGAGGGCGUCCAGACUCUGCUGCAGCUGAGCGGGUGUGUGGCCCGGUUAUGCAAGAUCAAUAUGGAUCCCAAGCGGUUUGAGACCAAGGCGAAAUAGAAAGAAUAAGCGCAUGUCAGUUAUAUGGGAUUAUUUAAAAGGGGAUGAAGAAGAUGUUGAUAUGAAAAGAAAUGAAAAGACAAAGAGAUUAGCGAAAUGGCACGGGGAAUUUUGCAUGGCAUUGCGCUGGCGUUUUACGAAGUCACGGUUCCCUGGUUUCUUCUUUUAAAAAGCUGGUUAGUACAGGAGGAGUGUCGAGAAUAACAAAAUUCGAGGCAUUGUCUUCAUGCUUUUAUAAUACAGAUGGAUGCAUGGCCUAAUGGCACGGAAUCAUGGAAUACUACCCUGCUUUUGCUUAUAGCAUAUUGCUUAUUGCUUCUGAUGA